AACUCUGGAUGACUAUAAAGAGAAAAUGGCAGCCCAUAAAUUAAAGGUGGCUGAAGCUGAAAAAGAUGACACAGUAAUGAGCCAACUGAACGAACUAUGUCAAGAAAUACAAACUUUGGAGACAAAAAGAGAGGAUCUGCAGUCGAACUGUAGUCGAAUUUUAACAGAAAUGGGUGUUUGUGGCAUGUCAUUUGAGGAAAUCGAGCAAAAGAUACGGGAGAAAGAGGACGAUUUGGAAGAUCAGAAGUCCAGAUUGGCAGGACGAGUUGAAGAGCUUGAACUAUUGAGGGAAGAAAAACGGAAGGCUGAAACAACGAACGCGAUUUUAACGAAACGAAACGUAGCUCGCCUCACAAGACUAUCAAGGCGUUUGGAGCAACAGAAAGACAAACGUACCAAUCUGGUUUGGUCGAUAGAGCAAUCAAAAAACAAAAUUGCGGCGGUCAAAGAGACGUUAGAAAGUUUCACUGCCUUCAACGUGCACUAACAAUUCAUGUCCAUGUAUCAUGCAUGCACGUACAUGGGAGCACACUGUUGUAGCGUCAGAUCAGAAUCUUGUCAUUAGAAAUAGCGAUAACUCAUUACUAAUAAACUUUACUAAAAGUUACAAAUUGCAUGGAUAUCAAGUAUGUUUAUUACAUGAUCUGGAUAUGAAAUAAAUAAGAAUAUAACAUUC
Messenger RNA from Aplysia californica (California sea hare), 676 nucleotides. RefSeq names its product kinesin-like protein KIN-UA. The record is from RefSeq and is a predicted model, not a curated record. Lineage: Eukaryota; Metazoa; Mollusca; Gastropoda; Aplysiida; Aplysiidae.